AGCGUGUGACAAGAGCCAGCCCACGAGCUCUAGCUGCAACCCCUUAUAAAUAAAUUCCCCAUCUCGAGGACAUCAGUCCGUGAUAAUUGUAGCAAAAGAAGUAAAAAGAAUUUUUUUUUCCUUUUUCAUCAUCCAUGGAUCCCUACAAGCAUCGGCCGUCGAGCGCCUACAACUCGCACUUUUUUACCACCAACUCCGGCGCUCCAGUUUGGAACAAUAACUCGUCGCUCACCGUCGGAUCUCGAGGACCCAUUCUCCUUGAAGACUAUCAUCUCAUUGAGAAGCUUGCGCAGUUUGAUAGGGAGCGCAUUCCGGAGCGUGUUGUUCAUGCUAGGGGUGCCAGUGCCAAGGGCUUCUUUGAGGUCACUCACGAUGUUUCUCACCUCACCUGUGCUGAUUUUCUUCGGGCUCCAGGGGUACAAACCCCUCUUAUUGUUCGCUUCUCAACUGUCAUUCAUGAACGUGGGAGUCCUGAAACAUUGAGAGACCCAAGAGGUUUUGCUGUGAAAUUCUACACCCGAGAGGGUAAUUUUGAUCUUGUUGGGAACAACUUUCCUGUCUUCUUCAUCCGUGAUGGGAUGAAGUUCCCUGACAUGGUGCAUGCUCUCAAACCAAACCCAAAAUCCCACAUCCAGGAGAAUUGGAGGAUCAUGGACUUCUUCUCACACCAUCCCGAGAGCUUGCACAUGUUCACCUUCCUAUUUGAUGAUAUUGGUGUUCCACAGGAUUACAGGCACAUGGAUGGCUCUGGUGUCAACACAUACACCCUCAUCAAUAAGGAAGGGAAGUCUCAUUAUGUUAAGUUCCACUGGAAACCAACCUGUGGAGUGAAGAGUUUGUUGGAGGAUGAGGCUGUGACUGUUGGAGGCAAUAACCACAGUCAUGCCACCAAGGAUCUUUAUGAGUCGAUUGCUGCAGGAAACUAUCCAGAGUGGAAGCUUUUCAUUCAGACUAUUGACACAGAUCAUGAAGACAGGUUUGAUUUUGAUCCACUUGAUGUGACAAAGACAUGGCCGGAGGAUAUCAUUCCUCUUCAGCCUGUUGGGCGCAUGGUCUUGAACAAGAACAUAGACAACUUUUUCACAGAGAAUGAACAACUGGCAUUCUGCCCGGCAAUUGUGGUGCCAGGAAUUUACUACUCGGAUGAUAAGCUGCUCCAGACUAGGAUUUUCUCCUAUGCUGAUACUCAGAGGCACCGUCUUGGGCCAAACUACCUGAUGCUCCCAGCUAAUGCUCCCAAGUGUGCGCAUCAUAACAAUCACCACGAUGGUUUUAUGAAUUUCAUGCACAGGGAUGAGGAGGUGAACUAUUUCCCUUCGAGAUAUGAUCCUGUUCGUCAUGCAGAGAGGUUCCCAAUACCACCUGGUGUCCUUACCGGAAGACGUGAAAAGGUCAUAAUUGCCAAGGAAAACAACUUCAAGCAGCCUGGAGAGAGAUACCGCUCCUUUGAUCCUGCCAGGCAGGAGCGUUUCAUCUGCAGAAUGGUGGAUGCACUGUCAGACCCCAAAGUUACCCAUGAGAUCCGAAGCAUCUGGAUAUCAUAUUGGUAUCAGGCUGACAGGUCUCUCGGUCAAAAGCUGGCAACUCGUCUCAACGUCAAGCCAAGCAUGUAAGCAAACAUGUUUGCAAAUUGUCAUUAGUGCGAUUUGAGAUUUGUGGGAGUGUUUAUACACAGAAAAAGGGUGUCUCAGAGGCUAAAAAGAAACCUGUAUUGAUCUCAGGGAACUUUAUAUGAACAUCUGAGUCUUGUUACUGUACUAUUUUAAUAAUGUAAUAAUAUACAUUGCGAAUAAGUUGAGUAAACUUUUUUGGUUAUAUAUGUGCAGGUUUUUAUUGUUA
Molecule: messenger RNA, 1839 nt
Organism: Asparagus officinalis (garden asparagus)
Lineage: Eukaryota; Viridiplantae; Streptophyta; Magnoliopsida; Asparagales; Asparagaceae
Product: catalase isozyme 1-like
Exons: 8
Coding region: 135-1613 (492 amino acids)
Biological process (GO): hydrogen peroxide catabolic process; response to hydrogen peroxide
Cellular component (GO): cytoplasm; peroxisome; plasma membrane
Molecular function (GO): catalase activity; heme binding
Source: RefSeq, a predicted model, not a curated record